AUGACACCGCUGAAAAGGAAUGAUGCAGACUGUAAAAAAGAUGAAGAUAUGGAUGUACAUAACUUGCAAGAUGUGAUGAUGGAUUUGAAGGACUUGAAUUCUGAAAUACAAGAAAAAUUUGGUAGUAGCAACAAUUUUCCUGAUGACCUUGACGAAGAUGAUUCCAUGGGAG
Eruca vesicaria subsp. sativa (arugula) is the source of this 172-nucleotide messenger RNA. The record is from the annotation of a GenBank genome assembly. NCBI's taxonomy places the organism in Eukaryota, Viridiplantae, Streptophyta, Magnoliopsida, Brassicales, Brassicaceae.